UCUGAAGAAGAUUGGUGAUUUUAAUCUAAUAGAAACGGACUUAUUUUUGUAUCUGUUAAUGCAAAAUAACAUUAACUCGUAAACAGAAACUCGAUAAGAUCGACGAAGUUGCGAUAAGAAGUGAACGAUAGUCUUUCUUUCUUUAUUUACAUUUAACAAAAUCUACAUCGUUUGUGCUGUUCGUUUUUCCGAUCAAUAUGAACAAUCUAAGGAAACCAUCAGUUAAUUCCAAUGCCAGUCUGGAAGGUAGGCGUUUUUCUACCGCCAUGAAAGCCCUGGCACCCGGUGGUCCGGAUCAAGCCUCGGCGCGCCGACCAAGUAAUGCUGGAGCUCCAAGAGUUAGCACCGUUACCAGAGGACCUUCCUUGGUUGGUCUUUUAGCUUCCAAACGGUUCGCCAAGAAAAUGGGACAGCGUUUCAAGGACAGAAGAGGAACCAGAUUAAAUAUCCCCAAAGAACCAACAUACCGAAUGGAACCUCAUCGUAAAUUUGAUCCGAAAAAGGCCGAAGCUGUCAUCAUAGAAGUGCUGAAUGAUCGUCUGAAGAAUUUCAAAUAUAAUCCCAAAUUCUGCGCAAAUUUUUCCAAAAUUAUCAGCGAUGAAAUCAAAGAUAAGAUCAAAAUUCUGGGGUUUGACAGAUAUAAGAUUGUGGCAAAUGUUAUUAUCGGCCAGAAAAAAGAUGUUGCUGUUUUGGUGACCAGUAGAUGUGCCUGGGACGAAAAACUAGACAAUUACGUCACCUAUACGUUUGAAAAUGAACAUAUCUUCUGCACGGCUUGUGUUUAUGGCGUUUAUUCGGAGUAAAAGACCAGGCGCGGGCCGUAAACAACAGUCUAAUUCAUGAAGUGUUUUUCUUGUGAGUUUUGUUUUUUCAAAGAUAUACGUGGUAAUCUUCUCCUUCGGACGACGCUCUUCAACUUGGCAUGGUUGUCCUUUGGACAAUUGCGCAUAGAUUGACUUACUUCGAUUUUCGACACGUCGCCACCAUUCCAUUAUGGUUGUGAUGGCGUUAUAGUCAGUUCCUGAUUCAUAUAGUACGUGUGACAAUGUCGGCCUCAACGACUUGUUUUAAUGCUCUGUGUAUAUAAAUUCUGUGAUAGAAUGUUGAUAGACCUGAAGCUGACGUCAAACUAAUUCUGGACGACUCGUCUUGUAGUAGUGACUAGUCUUUGUAAUACAAUCUGAUUAAAACACGGAUCAUAUUUCGUUUCGUUUUUUAUAGUUCAAAAUUUCACUUUACAUGUCUUUACUACACUAGGAUCUAGAAGAGUUGUUAUAUAACCCGCGUGAGGAAUUAUCCAAUAAAACAGUUUGUUACGGCGAGUUCCUGACGUGUGGUUGGUAUCCCAAUAGAAACACCAACACUGCUUGGUUAAUCAAAUGUCUGACGUCAUAGGGUCAAAAGCCGCUCGUAUGACCCCUUACGCGACCUUCCACUACAACCGGUCAGAUUUUCAUGUAGGCUAGUAGAGGCCACCAAAAGUAUAAAAAAAAGCGAAACAAAAUAUAGAUCUGUAUUUUAAGCAGAUUGUUUGUAACGGAAACUAAUCUUAAUGUUGCACCAAGAACUCAUCUAAAUGUUGUUCAUGUGGGCGAGGUUCUUCAAAUACGAUGGACAUCAAAUUUAGAUCCAUGGACAAUUACGCUUUGAUAUGACGUCACAAUUUUAAGAUGGUGGCGAUGACAUCAUGCCCGGUUCUUGGCCCAUUGUACGCCUGUACGUGUUGAUUGUGAUAUUUCUUUUCUAAUAUUAAGUGCAGGAGGACCGCACUACACGUAAAACAAAAAUCUACAAGAUAAACCUGCGGACAAGACCGAAGAUUUCCUUUAGUGUGUAAGUGUAGCCUAACACCGUCUGCCUUAACCGCCUGUUUUUUAAUGUUGGUGUUUAUAAAUUCUGAUAGAAAUAGACUACUGUCUAAUUCUUGAAGACUCAUUUACAGCAAAAUGUGUUUUGGAUUGGGUUUUUUUUUUAUUGUGAUAUUUCUCUUCCAAAGAUUUUCUUUAUUGUGUUGUCGGCCUUAAUGAUCUAUUUUUGGAACAGGAACUGGGACCCACGCGCUACAAAUCUUGUUGAUCUUCUUCUCAGAUGCGACGCUCUUCGAAAAAAUCCCAAGCCUCCGUCAUUUCAAGAAGGAUCGACAUGAAAUUGUGCAUGCUUGUACCUUGGACCAUUGCGCAACGAUUGACGGAUUUUUAAUUUAUCACCCAAUUCCAAAAUGUUUGCAAUGACGCCAUGCUUGGUUCCUGGAUCAACGCAGUGGUGUAUAUAAUAAUAUCUGUGAUAGAAUGCUGAUGUACGAGUUCGUUGAACUUCGUUUCAAUAUAAAAUAUGUUUUUGUCUUGGAUUAUCGUGGCUAUAUGAACAUGAAGUGGAGUAGGUAUAUAAGUAGUUCCUUUUGGAACUGUCUUUGAGCGGACGAUGUUCACUGAAAGUUCCUAUCUGGCUUUAUAUACAUGUACAUGUAGCUGCAAUAUGAAAAUACGGUAAAAUACCACUCUUCCCCACCUCUGUUCUGGCUGUUUUAGAACUCCUCUAACCUUCUAUUUUUCGCCACGAUUCUUUAUUUUCCCCCAAAAGGAAUCAUUUCUCACUAUAUUUGACACAAAUUUAUAAUUAUUCAACACCAAUUUCAAGUAGAAUUCAUCGAUGAAAUAAACAUGCGGUUUGCGCAUGUUCUCGUCUCGCAAUGGCUCAUCAGUUCAAACGUAUUUUGUGUAUGUUGUAUAUCGCAAAAUUCUACUUGAAAAUAGUGUUCAAUUAUUAUAAAUGUGUGUCAGCUGUGGCAAGAAAUUAUCCCAUUGGCGAAUAAAGUAGAAUCAAGGUAAAAGGUAAAAAAAAAAUAGGCACGGAUUCCAAAAUAGGCUGAGAACAGAGGUGGGGGGGGGGGGCAGUAUUUUACCGUAUUUUCAUAUUGCAGCUAUAUAAGGUCGGAUAGGAACUGUCAGUGGACAUCGUCCGCUCAAAGACAGUUCCUAAAGGAACUAGUAUAUAAGAAACUAUUAUUUAUUGCAGCUUUUUUUGUUACGUUGUGUGUAAAGUAUAUACCAUUGAACAUC
Patella vulgata (common limpet) is the source of this 3059-nucleotide messenger RNA. Its product is annotated as dynein light chain Tctex-type protein 2B. Gene Ontology annotation, molecular function: dynein intermediate chain binding. The record is from RefSeq and is a predicted model, not a curated record. Bases 198 to 803 code for a protein of 201 amino acids. Lineage: Eukaryota; Metazoa; Mollusca; Gastropoda; Patellidae. The transcript has a single exon. Gene Ontology annotation, cellular component: cytoplasmic dynein complex; cytoplasm. Gene Ontology annotation, biological process: microtubule-based movement.